UUUCCAAAUAUCACAAGCAAAAGAAAGCCCGCUUGCAAAGUAAAAUAAAAACAGGCUUUCUUCUCUUUCUCACACAUAUCAAGCCUCCAGCAACCACCACCGUGAAUUUGAAACGCACUAAAAGUCUCGAAGAUCAUGACCAAGCGCAGUGUCUUUUCGCUCUCAAUUCUACUUGUUUUUCUCUUCCAUGUUAUUAACACUUUAGCCCAGCCCACCGCGGCUCCAGUCCAAUCCACCGUGGCUCCAACCCCACCAGCCAAUGCUCCAGCCAAGCCGGCAACACCCCCAACCUCAGCUGCCACGCCUCCCGCCUCACCUGCCAAGCCUCCAAUCCAAUCUGCCAAGGCGCCUGCCCAAUCCGUCCAAGUACCUGUACAAAAAGGCUCUAUUGACGUCACAAAAAUCCUUGCGAAGGCCCGAGGUUACUCAGUCUUCAUCCGUCUCUUAAAGAGCACUGGACUUGCUGCGCAAUUAUAUGGACAACUCAACAAUUCAAACAAUGGGUUCACCGUCUUUGCACCUACGGAUACUGCAUUUUCAAACCUCAAACCGGGUACUAUAAACUCUCUAUCUGACCUACAAAAGACCCAACUAAUACAAUUUCACAUCUUGAACUCUGUGAUCGGUCUGUCCAACUUCCAAACUCUAAGCAAUCCAGUGCCAACAGAGGCCGGUGAUACUAGCGCUGGAGAAUUCCCCCUAAAUGUGACCACUGCCGGCAACCAAGUGAACAUCUCGACCGGCCUUGUGAAUACCACAAUGGGUGGUACAAUAUAUUUUGAUAACCAGCUUGCGAUAUAUCGAGUGGAUAGUGUGCUUCUUCCAUUGGACAUUUUUUCUCCUAAGCCUAAAAAGGCUGCUGCCCCUAAACCGGCAUUGACAGACAGCUCAAAUACUACGAAUACUGCAGAGAGUCCAUCUGCUGCUGCUGGUGGUGCUACUGAUUCUUCUUCUACAACGGACACCGAUGCUACCAAAGUAAACGCGUCUGGUGUAGUGAACCUCAGGGCAAACAAGAUUUUGUUACCGAUCGGAAUUGCUGUGAUUGCAUUCUUUGUGGCCUAAGGAACUUGACGGCGUAAUAUUACCAGCUUGAAUUCUGGAAUGCAUUGUUUUUAACGCAUUGUUUUUCCCUCGGUGGAAUCAUUUUAUUUAAUGUAUUGCUUCUCUA
Molecule: messenger RNA, 1171 nt
Organism: Juglans regia (Persian walnut)
Lineage: Eukaryota; Viridiplantae; Streptophyta; Magnoliopsida; Fagales; Juglandaceae
Product: fasciclin-like arabinogalactan protein 12
Exons: 1
Coding region: 136-1065 (309 amino acids)
Source: RefSeq, a predicted model, not a curated record